AAACAUUUACACGAAUUGGGAUUGAGAUUUACAUCCUCCAUUACUCACUCACAAGCCUAAAAAGUUGUCGCAACACCGAUUUUACCAUCACCUACCGAAGGGCACAAUACGUACGCAUAAUCGAGCUCGAUAAUAAACCAAUCCAAAAUGGCAUCCACGUUUGAAUCCUCCCUGUCGUCGAGCCUUAGCGGCCGACAAACGCUAUCGACGGCCGCUCCAUCUAUGGCCGAUUCGCUCCCCAGCAUCAACUUCGGGUUCGACGAGCUGCGCGAUCGCAUGGCGAAGUUCAGCGCAAGAUUCGAUACCUUCAUCGAGCAAGGGCGCAAGCGCGUCCUUGAAGAGCGCAACCAAUUCAGAAUGAACAUCGCCGAGUUACAAGAGGACCAGCGCAUGAAGAAGAAGGACAUGGAGAUUCUACAACACAAGACAAGCACGCACCAGCAAAUGAUCUCGAAAGAAUCCGCCGAGACGCAAGAAAUGCAAGCAGCAAUCGCCUCUCUCAGCACGCAGCGGGACAAGAACAAAGCCACGCGCGACGCCCUCCAACAACAGAUCGCGGAGACGCAAAAAGAAAUCGACGCGCGGCUCGCAGCGCAGCGCGCGCACGCGCAGUACGUGGAGUCGCAGAGCCGGUUCAACGUACCCGAGCUGGACUUCUGGAUGCAGAACCUGUGUCUGAAGAUCGAGGGCGCGGGGCAGACCGACCGCCUGAAGUUCGUGUACACGCACAUCGACGAGAAGAACUGGGAGCGCGAGGCUUGGUUCGAGCUGAGCACUAGUUCCAGGGAUUACGAUGUCAGGCAUUGCAGGCCGAAGGUCGAGAAGGAGAAGAUUGAGCGUGUGCUGGAGAGGACGAAUGAGACGCGAGAUUUGGCGGUGCUGUUGAAGGGGAUGAGGGAGUUGUUUGUGGAGGCUAUGAAGGGGUGAGGGGGGUAGAUAGAAGUAUGAGGUAUAGAUGAGAGACGUCGUGAUGUGAUAUGAUGCGUGGGAUGGGAGGAAAGGGGGUGUUUGGUAUAGGCGUUCGGGGUCUGAUUUGGCUGUUGCUUGAUGGGUUAUGGCUAAUUGAAUUAGGAUGUGCCUGAAGCAGCACUAAGGGCUUUCCUCAUUUUCUAUAAAGCAGUAUCUAUCUUAUAAACGUAAACGUUUUACAAUAUCAAUAAUCGUGUAUUGUUGAAAAGCAUGUUCAUUAAAG
Molecule: messenger RNA, 1192 nt
Organism: Annulohypoxylon maeteangense
Lineage: Eukaryota; Fungi; Ascomycota; Sordariomycetes; Xylariales; Hypoxylaceae
Product: chromosome segregation protein Spc25-domain-containing protein
Exons: 2
Coding region: 148-927 (259 amino acids)
Biological process (GO): chromosome segregation
Cellular component (GO): Ndc80 complex
Source: RefSeq, a predicted model, not a curated record